UACCUGCUACACGCCGACCACGAGACUAUCAAUCUCAUCUAUUAUCUUGGCCUUCUCCCUCGCAUCGCGCCGGCUACUCUUCCCUUUUUCUUCUCUCUUCCUCCCUCACUUCAAUCUCACUUCACUACCUAACCGUCAUCCUAGCUCCACUCCAUUCCUCCCUAUCCCUCCUCCCCGGUCGUCUCCCUCCCCAAUUCGACCUCUGCCGUCAUUGCCUCUCUUUCUUCCCCUUCGGCCACGAUGAGCUCGCCGCAGGACCAUCGCUCGAGCAGCCCUCGAGUAGGCUCAUUCAAACGUCCCUCAGUACUCAACGCCGACAGCGAUCCAUCACUUCUGGCCACCAGAGGCAACGGCGCCUUGGUCUCCCUCAUCCGGAACCGAUCCAAUGCCACUCUGCGAGAGUCGCUCAAGAGCCCGGCCUACCACCAGCUGGGUCACGAAGAAGAGGAGCAUGAGAGCACCUCUCUGCUCGGCUUCCUGCACAGGGACUCGGACGAUGACCACCACCGCUCCGCCGCCGAGGAGCGCCGUCUAAGCGAACUCAUUUUCGGCCCUCAGAUGAGGAGCAUGCGCCUUAUCGGGAACAGCAACCCGCGCUAUCAAUGGGAGCGCUAUUGGAAGACGGAGGCCGAGCUUGAGGUUAUGCCAAAGCAUAUCCGCGAAUAUUACGAGAGAAACAACGAUUUGAUUCGCAUGUACCUAUACAUCGACCAGCUCUUGGAUUCAUCCGUGCCCCACGAUCUGCUCAACGAGUAUCACCAAGCUCUAGACGCUUCGGCCUACCGCCCAGUCGAUGUUCCCCAGACCAUUACCGAGGAGUCGCCAACUCCCACCUCACCACCGUCCAGAGGCGGCCUCACCUACGGCAGCACUACUGCUUCAGCCCAAAACAGCAGCACGGAGCAGAGUAGUUCGGCAAACAGCAUACAGCAAAAGGCGAAACGCAAACCCAAGGACAUUUUUCGGUCCACCGAGGCGACCCCACUUCUCAAUGGCCACGACGAGGAGGAAGGUUUAGCCGAUCAGCCCAAGCCCGAGAUCCCAUGGCUCGAGGACACCGACCUCGACAGCAGCGACCCCAUCGUCACUCUCGCCAUUUGGGUCAAUUUCAUCGCCAACGCAGCUUUGCUGAUCGGAAAGAUUCUCGUUGUCUUCUCCGUACCUUCAGUCUCAGUACUCGCCAGUUUGGUAGACGCGGUUCUCGACUUCCUCAGCACGGCAAUUGUGUGGACGACGACUAGGCUCAUUGCCGCCAGCCAAAAUGACCAGCAUUCAUAUCCUGUAGGCAGACAGCGUCUCGAGCCUCUUGGCGUGCUGGUUUUCUCCAUCGUAAUGGUUACAUCCUUCUGCCAGGUCGCUCUCGAAGCUAUCCAGCGUCUCAUGUCGCCCGACCAUGAAAUUGUUCAGCUCGGCAUUCCGGCCAUCUCCAUUAUGGUUGGUACUGUGGUGAUCAAGGGUUUGUGCUGGCUCUGGUGUCGUCUCAUCAAGAAUUCGAGCGUUCGGGCUUUGGCCGACGAUGCUAUGACCGAUGUCAUCUUCAACACUGGCUCCAUCCUGUUCCCCAUCGUUGGCUACUUUGCCAAAAUUUGGUGGCUGGAUGCGCUCGGCGGUCUUCUGCUAUCUCUCGUCGUCAUCGUCAACUGGAGCGGAACCUCGAUGCACCAUGUCCGAAACCUGACGGGCUUUUCGGCGACUUCGGAUGAGAGAAAUCUCCUCCUCUACCUCACCAUGCGCUUCGCCACGUCCAUCAGACAGAUCCAAAAUCUGCGGGCCUACCACGCGGGCGACAAGCUGUUCGUUGAGGUUGACAUUGUUCUCAACGCCAACAUGCCUCUGAAGGAUAGCCACGAUCUCAGUGAAGUUCUGACCUACUUCCUCGAGUCGGUGCCCAUUGUCGACCGCGCCUUUGUGCAUGUCGAUUACGCAACAUACAACGUUGACACGCACAUCACUCAAUAACCGUGCAGCCAAAGCAGUGCUGCAUAACACAAAACUCUGUAAUACUAAGUACGGGCUUUAUCUCGGUGGCCCUUUUCAACAGUCUUCUCAAUAUCUCCGCAUCUCUUGUACCGGUUGGGAGUGUCGGCAGAUCAUCAUUCCAGGGCGGGAAAGAGUGGGCGCCGCGGCGCAAUGUAAACAGGAGUACGAGGC
Molecule: messenger RNA, 2151 nt
Organism: Colletotrichum phormii
Lineage: Eukaryota; Fungi; Ascomycota; Sordariomycetes; Glomerellales; Glomerellaceae
Product: cation efflux family protein
Exons: 6
Coding region: 241-1959 (572 amino acids)
Biological process (GO): monoatomic cation transport; transmembrane transport
Cellular component (GO): membrane
Molecular function (GO): monoatomic cation transmembrane transporter activity
Source: RefSeq, a predicted model, not a curated record